AUGUUUAGGUGGGAAAGUUCAUCAAUCAAAGCAGAUGGCUGACAGUUACAUCUGUUCAUCACUACUACAGGUUCAGUUGCAUGAGUGGAGCAACUUCCUGAGCAGAGGUUUCCUCAUCGACCCCACACCCUUAAAUGACGACUGAGAGGAACAUUAUUUGUCUAUGAAGAUGGAUGUUGGGACUCUCAAAGUGCACCUCUGUGCCUGGACAGUGAUGAGCCUCCUGAUUGGUGUGUUUUCUCAUGGAGUGACAGUGAAAAACUUUCAGCUGCAGAAGUGCAAAGAAAACGAGCGAGUGUGUGUGACCGCCCCUGCAGACUGUGACCCUCGACCUCUGUCAUCUGUGCAGAAGACUCUGAACAUGUCGUGUUACUACCAAAAGACAGACGCACAAAGAUCCAUGACGUGUGACUGGAGUCUGGAUUCCAACAGCGACGGCGAGUCCACGGCCUCGCUGAUCUUCAGCAGUGAGCGUGAAAUUAUAUCCUGUGAGGGCAUCUUCAACCCAGUAGCCAUCCUCAAUGUGACAGCCAAGAUUAAAAACCACACCACAGAGAUCUGGUCUCAGCCUCACACUGUGUUUCUUUAUGAAGCAGUCAAACCCCUCCAGCCUGUAUUAACUGUACUCAGCGCUACUGAGGACUCAAUGGUUGUGUGUUGGAGAAGCAUCGGUGAUGGCAGCUGUCGGCUUCGCUACAGAACCAAAGACAAGAGCAAAUGGACCCAGGUUCCUGAUUCUAUCAGUGCAUUUGCAGAUCAGAUAAUGACGUACACGAUGAAAAACCUCUUGCCGUUUACCAUCUACAGAGCUGCUGUGGCCUGCAGGGGAGACACCGGCAUCUGGAGUGACUGGAGCUCUGAAAUCAGAGGAACAACACUGGACAGAGUACCCUCCAGGCCACCAGAGGUGUGCUACAGACUGGAGAGAUCAGGUGGAUUGCUUCAACUUCAUCUCAUUAUGUGGAAGGCUCCUGAGGCUCUUGAAGCUGGAGGUCGAAUCCUUGGAUACCAGAUAAGCUACGAAGUAGGCGGACUGAUUCAAAAUGUCACAGACAUGACGGCGCUCCUUGUGGUGGAGGAGGGGAAUUGCAGCAUUGCAGUUAAGGCCUUCAACACAGCUGGCUACGGCCCUGUUGCACAUCUCAGCUUUGACACGCAAAUACAGAAGACGCUGGUUAUUACAUCUCUCCCCUCCAUCAGAGAUCUGUGGGUUUCCAGCUCUUAUCCAGGUAAAAAGGAGCUUCUGGUCCAGUGGAAGACCCCCAUCGCCCCGGGUUACACCCUGCCCGUCAGCCAUUUUGCUAUUCGGUGGCACUCUGAGACGAGUCCAUCCACCAGCCACUGGUCUCGAGUUGAUGGCUUCACCACCUCCACCCCCAUACAAGAUGUUGACCCUGAUAACGUGUACUUGAUCAGUGUGUUCCCUGUUUACAACCAGCAGUGUGGAUCUCCUCUGUCUCUGUUGGCCAGUCUACAGCAGGGAGCUUUGAUGGAGGCGGUCAAUCUGAGGGUCGUCAGUGUGACUAAGACAUCAGUGACCAUCGUGUGGGUGUGGCAAAGGAAGUCUGAACCAAUCAGAGUGAGCAGAUAUGCAGCGAUUCUGAGGAAAGAUUCUGACAAACAGACUCUACCUCUGUGGCCAAACAACAGGCAGCACACCUUCACCAACCUGGUGCCCAACACUGAGUAUUCUCUUGUUCUGUUGGCCGAUAAUGUUUCCAGAAGCAUCGUUCAUGUGACGACACAUUUCAAUGAGGUUCCAGUAGUGGCUACAGCGACUCCUCUGCUGCUGCUGGCUGUCGCUGUGCUGAUCCUCUCCAUCCUGUCCAGGACUGUAUACAAGUCCUACUUCUUCCCACCAAUCUCCAGCCCUCGACAGAGCAAAACAGGCCAGUGGCUGAUGGAGCUGAACCAGCAGAAAUUUGCAGAGAAGAACAUCCUGAAUAUCAAAGAUUUCCAAGUGACCGAUGUCCUCAGAGACAAAAGUCUCAUCGUGGUUGACUCGAACUCUCAGAUCUCACCAGAUGACAAGCAACAUGAGGAUGCCUCUCUGCUGUUGAUCAGUGGCCUCAAACUGGACUCUGAGUAUGUUUCUUAUAGUGGACACCCCACAGAGAACCAGUUAGUGCCCAUCCAGGCCUCCCCUAUCAGGGUUUUUAUGUCAGAGGAGAGCCGAGAGGGUGACUUCGCUCUGCUGCAUGAAGCGAAGAGCUCGCUACAUCAGAGGGAUGAGGCCAGAAAUCAGGCUGGCAAGUCUGAGAUUUCACAUCAGACCGAGGCUACUGUGAAAAGUCACUUUCCUGGUUUCCUGACUGAAAGCCGACCUGUUUAUCAGAUGACCUGUGAGAUGGAGUAUGUGGUGAAACAGGGGAGACAGAGCGAAUGCUCUUAUCUGAUCUGUGAGCCAGGUUAUAUUACAAACAACCACUCUGAGGAGAAAACGGCAGAUUGAGACCGAAUCAGCAACUUCAGCAUUGAUGAGCUCACAUACGACACCUUGUGGCUGGAAAGUUUAUUACAGCAUGUUUAUUACACCUUGUGGGGCCAACAGGGAGCAAUAAUGAAAUAAAAUGCGCCUCACUGGGUCUGCGUUGGUGGGUCCACAGCAGCAUGAUGUAUGUUAUCGGUGCUCCCAGUUUGUCCUGGUCAGGGUGGUAAGUGUAGUACAUAACCUGUAUAUUACAUAUAUUUGAUAAUGUGAAGGUAUGCAGAUCUUUUGAAGGUGGUGCCACCAGCCCCUCUGAAAUAUGAUUAACUUACAUUUACUCAAGUACUUAACUGAAGUAUGGUUUUAAUGUACUUUUGUCUCUUUUGCUUCUCUCUACGUCUGCUCCACUAUAUUGUGCUUGUAAAUAUUUUACUUUGUCCUUUAUAACAUUUAUUUUAGCUUUGGUUACUUAUUAUUCUGCAGAUUUGAAAAUAUAAAUCUAAUACUGCAGUAUACUGCAAUAAUAUACAUAUGGCGAUAGGGCUGAAAAUAAAUAUCAAUUAAUAUAUCUUAAACAAUUUAAUUGAAUCCACUAGUAUAACAGCGCCCCUGGUGGUGAAAGCUAGACUAGACUAGGCAAGAAUAGAAUAGAUUCAAUUACAUUCCAUUCUGGGGGGGGGGUGGCCUAGAGCAGCCAUCACCAAUAGUUGUGAUUAACCAGUUCAGUCCUUGUGCGUUUCUGGCUACUUUUUGCUGCAGUGUUUGAAUUUAUCAGUGAGAGAAUAACAAUC
This is a messenger RNA of Archocentrus centrarchus (flier cichlid), 3219 nucleotides long. RefSeq names its product interleukin-6 receptor subunit beta. Gene Ontology annotation, molecular function: protein binding; metal ion binding; acid phosphatase activity. The coding region runs from base 164 to 2452 and encodes 762 amino acids. The record is from RefSeq and is a predicted model, not a curated record. The transcript has 16 exons. NCBI's taxonomy places the organism in Eukaryota, Metazoa, Chordata, Actinopteri, Cichliformes, Cichlidae.